AUGUCGUAUUUAUUCGAUGAUUUAAUUGAAAUCCUUCCUCUUAACUUUUUGACACCAAUGACUAUUGGAACUUCUCUAAGUCAAUCGUCGAGAAUGACAACAAUUCCUCUUGACAUUUCAACCACGCAAACUCAUUAUAUUAUUAGAGCUGAUGUUCCAGGCAUUCCAUUAUCAGAUAUUUCUUUAGAAAUUUCUGAUACGGGUGUAUUAACUAUUUCAGCUCAUCGUAAAAGGAAAGUUCAAAAAAAUGAAAAAAGUGAUAAUGAGGAGGAUUCUAAAAUUGUUGAAAGGUAUUAUGGAAAAUUUGUUAGGAAUCUUAAAUUUCCAAGGGAUAGUAUUGUAGCUGAUGGUAUUAAGGCUGAAUUAGCUAAUGGUGAAUUGAUUAUUAAGAUUCCUAAAAAGAAAGGUGGUAAUGAAAACAAAGUUAUAAAAGUUGUGCAAAUAUCAAGAUU
Messenger RNA from Dentiscutata heterogama, 452 nucleotides. Lineage: Eukaryota; Fungi; Glomeromycota; Glomeromycetes; Diversisporales; Gigasporaceae. The record is from the annotation of a GenBank genome assembly.